Molecule: messenger RNA, 1218 nt
Organism: Rasamsonia emersonii CBS 393.64
Lineage: Eukaryota; Fungi; Ascomycota; Eurotiomycetes; Eurotiales; Trichocomaceae
Exons: 2
Coding region: 1-1218 (405 amino acids)
Biological process (GO): transcription initiation at RNA polymerase II promoter; RNA polymerase II preinitiation complex assembly
Cellular component (GO): transcription factor TFIID complex; nucleus
Molecular function (GO): transcription coactivator activity; protein heterodimerization activity
Source: RefSeq, a predicted model, not a curated record
AUGUCGUCGCCACCUCCCAGCACGCCUAACGCGAUCAACCCCCGGAAACGGCCGUCCAUCUCGUCGACCGCGUCUCAGCAAGGCGGCAACAACGCCAAGCGGCCGCGCAUGCAUCCUCUCCGACAGACGUCCUUCCCCUCGGGUGGCGAUGCUGACGGUCGAGCUUACAGUGCCGCCAGCGAUGCAGGCAGUGUGACAGGUAGUUAUACGGGCAGUCUGGGCGGUGCCAGCGCGGCGACCGGUGAGGGCGUCUUCACGACCGGCAAGAAGAGAGGGCGCAAGAAGAAGGCGGACAAGGACAGGGAAGACGCUUCCAGUACUCGAGAGGGGCUCGAUACGCGAGUGGGCCCUGCCGAUAUUGAUGGGAGUUCAGUGAGAGGAGGGGCUGGCGGUGGGGGCGUAGAUGACGCGGAUGAGGAUGAGGAUCUGGAGGAUGAGGGCGACUUGCUGGGUGGGGAGGAUGGGCUUACGGAUACGGAGGCCGAGAAGAAGAAUCUUGCUAUCCUUGUCGACGCCUUCAAUCCCAUCCAGUCCGCCCGAUACGAUCUGUUCAAACGGGCCAAGUUGCGGAAGGAGACGCUGCGUCGGAUCGUCAACCAUGCGCUGUCGCAGUCGGUGCCUGCGAGCGUCGUGACGACGAUCAACGGGUUUACCAAGGUCUUUGCGGGCGAGAUCAUCGAGAAGGCGAGAACGGUACAGCAGGAGUGGGCGGAGGCGUUUGACCAGGCCGCUCGCGCGGAGUUUGAGAGAGAAGAAGCUGAAGCUGAAGCUGCUGCAGCGGCAGCAGCAGCCGCAGCUAGCAGGUCGUCCUCUGAGAAUCAAGAGGGAGCAAACGGUGUCAAACACGAGUCGCCUGAAGGAGGUGCCACUCCUGCUGGUGGUGGUACGCCUGCUACUACAGCACCAACGUCGAUACCAGCGAACAUUCCCGCUGCUCUUUCGCCCGCCCCUGUUCCUCCUGACCACCAAUCUCCGUAUGCUCCCAGCACAUCCAGCGAUGCACCACCCACCGUCCGGCCGAAACGGGAGUUCAAACCGCCUCCAAAUCCGCAUCGGGGCCAACUGCUGCCGUCGCACCUGCGGGAAGCGCUGCGCCGGUAUAAGCGGGACGGCGAGGGCGGCGGAGUCGGCAUGUCGGGGCUGAGUCUGGCGAACCUAGGGGUGCGAGGCACAUUUACGUGGAAUGUCGGGAUGGGGGGCAGGCGAUUAUUUAGGUGA